Penicillium salamii is the source of this 1200-nucleotide messenger RNA. The record is from the annotation of a GenBank genome assembly. NCBI's taxonomy places the organism in Eukaryota, Fungi, Ascomycota, Eurotiomycetes, Eurotiales, Aspergillaceae.
AUGCUCAAGAUUGUUCAUCGCCAGGUGAACUCGCCAUUCGCAGGUGACGAGUCGGAAAGGGCGCAUUUCUCUUCAGUGACGAAGGCCUGCGAGGCCACCGGGUAUCCUGUCACUGCUGCAACCUCGCUGUUGAUUGGCACACCGACGCCAACAGCGACUAGUUGCACCGGAACCACAUAUACUAUUCAGCCCACCGAUGACUUCUACUCCAUCCCCAAAGCUCAGUCCAUGGGGACUGACCAACUUCUACGCUCGAAUGGACUGUCCUAUCUGAAGGACGAUUUCCCGACUACAGGCAACCUGUGUAUCGAAAAUAAAUGCCAGACACACGUGUUGGCAGUGAACGAGACUUGCGCCUCGAUUGCGGCCGCUGCUGAUAUCUGGCAGGUGCAGCUUCUAACGUGGAAUCCCAACAUCAACCCUUUUUGCAGUAAUUUGGAAGCUUUUGUGGGAAAUACGUUCUGCAUCAGUAACCCUCUGGGUGACUAUAGCCUCCCUGAUUCCCCAGUCGUUACUUCUGUUCCAACGCCAGAGUCAGCUUAUCUUCUCAUUUUCUGCUUCUCAUCACUGACUCUCGCCAGGCCCGUCCCGAAUAAUAUUGGUCCCAAUGUGAACACCCGAUGUGGUCGAUACCACACCAUUGCGGAGGAUGAGGAUUGCGCCACGAUUGGCCUCAAGUUCAACAUUGGCCUUGAAGACUUCAUCUUCCUCAAUACAGACGUGAACGCCAACUGCUCUAACUUGUGGCUCAACUCCAGCUACUGUGUCCAGCCUGUUGGUGAGAUCUCCACCUGUCCUGGAUACUUGCCUGGACCUACGGCAACACGACCACCUUUCGCAGCUGGCCCCAGUACUUCUAUCCCCUGGUAUGAUCCGGACCCAACACAAGAUGCAGACUUGCUGGUCAUUCCACUGGCCAACCUCACCCGCACCGACUGUUGGGACUACAUCUGGAUCAAUAAUACAGACUCAGAUUGGCUGGGCUGUUGGGACUAUGCAUGGGCUUCCGGCAUUGAGCCCGAUCAAUUCGCCCUGUGGAAUCCAUCCAUUGACCAAAACACGGAAGACAGUUUGGAACCGAAGUAUGACUACCCUUGUACUCUGAAACCUUCUGUUUCAUAUUGCAUUGGGCUAACAAGCCCGACUCCUGGUAAGCCUUCUGUCAAUCCUAAUCCUCUUGCUCUGUCUGUUUUUCAUUAA